Messenger RNA from Acanthosepion pharaonis, 2397 nucleotides. The record is from the annotation of a GenBank genome assembly. Lineage: Eukaryota; Metazoa; Mollusca; Cephalopoda; Sepiida; Sepiidae.
AUGAGCCACUCAUUAUCCGACUCGUCACAAAUAGAACACCUUUCUUUAUUUUAUCUUUUCUUUAUAUAUUUUUUUAAUAAAAUUUAUUUGUUUCCGAGGUAUAUUCUCAUCUUCUUUCUUUCUUUCUUUCUUUCUUUCUUUCUUUCUUUCUUUUCGAGGCUACUCACGUUCUUUCUUUCGUUUGUUCUUUCCGAGGUAAAUCAUUUCCUUUCUUUGUUUUUUUUUCAUAGCAACUCACCUUUCUUUCUUUCUUUCUUUCUUUCUUUCUUUCUUUCUUUCUUUCUUUCUUUCUUUCUUUUUUCGAGGCUACUCACGUUCUUUCUUUCGUUUGUUCUUUCCGAGGUAAAUCAUUUUCCUUUUUUUUUUUUUUCCAUAGCAACUCACUUUCCUUUCUUUCUUUUCUUUUCUUUCUUUCUUUCUUUCUUUCUUUCUUUCUUUUCUUUCUUUUUUUCGAGGCUACUCACGUUCUUUCUUUCGUUUGUUCUUUCCGAGGUAAAUCAUUUCCUUUCUUUGUUUUUUUUUCAUAGCAACUCACUUUUCUUUCUUUCUUUCUUUCUUUCUUUCUUUCUUUCUUUCUUUCUUUUCAAGGCUACUCACGUUCUUUCUUUCGUUUGUUCUUUCCGAGGUAAAUCAUUUCCUUUCUUUGUUUUUUUUUCAUGGCAACUCACUUUUCUUUCUUUCUUUCUUUCUUUCUUUCUUUCUUUCUUUCUUUCUUUCUUUUCGAGGCUACUCACGUUGUUUCUUUCGUUUGUUCUUUCCGAGGUAAAUCAUUUCCUUUCUUUGUUUUUUUUCAUGGCAACUCACUUUUCUUUUUUUUUUCUUUCUUUCUUUCUUUCUUUCUUUCUUUCUUUUUUUCAGGUUACUCAUUGUUUUUCGUUUGUUCUUUUUUCCGGUAAAUCUUUCCUUUCUUUGUUUUUUUUCAUGUUUUUCUUUCUUUUUGUUCUUUCUUUCUUUCUUUUUUCGAGCAACUCACUUUUCUUUCUUUUCUUUCUUUCUUUCUUUCUUUCUUUUUCUUUCUUUCUUUCUUUUCGAGGCUACUCACGUUCUUUCUUUCGUUUGUUCUUUCCGAGCAACUCACUUUUCUUUCUUUCUUUCUUUCUUUCUUUCUUUCUUUCUUUCUUUCUUUCUUUCUUUCUUUCUUUUUCGAGGCUACUCACGUUCUUUCUUUCGUUUGUUCUUUCCGAGCAACUCCUUUUCUUUCUUUCUUUCUUUCUUUCUUUUUCUUUCUUUUUUUUUUUUCGAGGCUACUCACGUUCUUUCUUUCGUUUGUUCUUUCCGAGCAACUCACUUUUCUUUCUUUCUUUCUUUCUUUCUUUCUUUCUUUCUUUUCUUUCUUUCUUUCUUUUCGAGGCUACUCACGUUCUUUCUUUCGUUUGUUCUUUCCGAGGUAAAUCAUUUCCUUUCUUUUUUUUUUUCAUGGCAACUCACUUUUCUUUCUUUUCUUUCUUUCUUUCUUUCUUUCUUUCUUUCUUUCUUUCUUUCUUUCUUUUCGAGGCUACUCACGUUCUUUCUUUCGUUUGUUCUUUCCGAGGUAAAUCAUUUUUUCUUUUUUUUUUUUUUUUCAUGGCAACUCACUUUUCUUUCUUUCUUUCUUUCUUUCUUUCUUUCUUUCUUUUCGAGGCUACUCACGUUGUUUCUUUCGUUUGUUCUUUCCGAGGUAAAUCAUUUCCUUUCUUUGUUUUUUUUCAUGGCAACUCACUUUUCUUUCUUUCUUUCUUUCUUUCUUUCUUUCUUUCUUUCUUUCUUUCUUUUCGAGGCUACUCACGUUCUUUCUUUCGUUUGUUCUUUCCGAGCAACUCACUUUUCUUUCUUUCUUUCUUUCUUUCUUUCUUUCUUUCUUUCUUUUCGAGGCUACUCACGUUGUUUCUUUCGUUUGUUCUUUCCGAGGUAAAUCAUUUUCCUUUCUUUGUUUUUUUUUUUCAUGGAAACUCACUUUUCUUUCUUUCUUUCUUUCUUUCUUUCUUUCUUUCUUUCUUUCUUUCUUUCUUUUCGAGGCUACUCACGUUCUUUCUUUCGUUUGUUCUUUCCGAGCAACUCACUUUUCUUUCUUUCUUUCUUUCUUUCUUUCUUUUCGAGGCUACUCACGUUCUUUCUUUCGUUUGUUCUUUCCGAGGUAAAUCAUUUCCUUUCUUUGUUUUUUUUUUUCAUAGCAACUCACUUUUCUUUCUUUCUUUCUUUCUUUCUUUCUUUCUUUCUUUGACUACUUACAUUCUCUUUCUUAAAUUUGUUUCAUCUCCCAAACACUUUUAUUCUCCUCUCUAUUUUAGUAACUGCAUUUCUUUCUUUGUUUUCUCUCAAAUCUACAUUCAUCCAAAUUUGUAUCUUUCUAUAGAGUCUCUUCUUUCACUUUCACAUUUCUUUUCAUCCACACGCGUUUGUUUCACAGUAUUUUAUUAG